UGGAUAUAGCACAAAAUAAUGCAUGAUCAGUUAUUUUAAGUUUGCCAUUUCAUUGUUUCAUUAUGUUCCUCUAAACAUAUGUUGACUUUUUAGGGUUCCACCCCAAGCAUAGCUUCUUGAGUCUGUUGAGACUAAUCUGGAUAUAUUUUCUGAUGGCCUCAGUGUGUCCAAUUAGUCCCAUUAGCAAGGGAUCACCAAGGUAGCUGGUUAUAAACAUCCAUCUAACAAUUCUCAUUUUCAAGGACACUGGUACCUGUCCCAAGGUGGGGUGUGACGGGUGCUGCCUUUUUGUUCACUUUUGGCCAGUUUGGUGUGGAUUUUUCCAGGACUAUUUAGACUUAGACCCAUAGACCUUCAUUUCCUGUAAGUGACCCAAUGAUCAUUGUCUCCAAGACUCUAUCUUACCGGCUUACCUUAAUUCUCUCAAGCUUUAGGUACCCCUACUUGGAGUUCUUAUCAGGGACACCCAGUAUAUUUUAGGUUUUCCCUCCCAGGUGAGAGGAGUCCUAAGAAUGUGGUAAGUGGGGGAGAUUUGAGAGGUGGCAUCUGAAGGAGAUGUUCAGUAGAAAAGCUUAGCAGGCCUUACAAAAAUGUGUUGUCGAUCUAAGGUGUUUAGGCAGACAGGAAGUGUUUGUGUACAAAGGCAAAUGAGAUGAUUCAGUUGGGUGGAAGGUAGAGCUUUCCUCACUAGUUUCCAAAUGUGUGCAAAGGGCUCUUGAUAGUCCUUGUGGGGGCCACAGGCUUUGGAGGUCAGGUAUCAUGUUCAUCUUAUUAGAAUGGUUCCACUUUCAUUGGUUUUGUAUAUUGGAGUGCCAUGUAAGAUUUCAUUUGAAGAAACUUGCUAAAGACAGUUUGCAACUGGCCGGACCAAAGCAAUUUUCUGAGGUAGUGAAAGGUUUACUGCAAUGACCUGAUGUAGGUUUUCUGAGACCCUGUGCAGGAGUAUCCAACAGGUUGUGAAGAUACUAAUCUGCAAUAGACAAGAAGUAACCCAAACUUAGAAUAGCUCAAUCAUAUUUAUAGAAGUCAAACAAGAAGCUCUCCAAACAUAAAAUCAUCUCUACAGUGAUCUGUAAUCAAAUGUUUUGAUGCAACAUAUUGUGUUCAUUCUUUAUUGCUCAAUUGACUGUUGUAAUGGGAUGGAAGCAAACAUGCUAAACAGAUGUGCCUCAGCCUUGCUGUCAUGUACGGAGAGUGGCUCACAUAUGCCUCUUUAAAUAAUUUCACGAGAGUGGACCCAGGGAUCUACUCUGAAUUUUAAAAAAAGAGAAAGAAAAAGGAGAGAAAAGCCUAGUGCAAAUUACAGCCUUCUCCAUUAAUAACACAUUUAUAGAUAUUUCAAGUAACAUAUAUGCUCUAAAGACAGAAGCAAAUAACUUAGGCAAGCAGUAUAAAUGAAUAAUUUGGAUGUCUCUAAAUCUGCUAUAUAACUUGUGUGCCUAUACGAGUUUUUAUUCCAAAUCAAAAAAAUAAUGAUAAAGGUAAAACAGACCUUUGAAUAAAAAUUUACAGAACUCUUAAAGUACCUCCAUGGAUCUCAGUGUUCUACAUAACACAAAGGCCACAGAUUGAAUGCCUCAUGAAUAAGGACUUCAAUGCCUUGUUCUUGUAUGAUGCUUUAUGUUCAUCUUCUUUAAGAUAUUAUCUUGUACUUAUUUUAUAAGAAAAAUCCAGUUUCUUCACACACCUUUCUCAGAAACAGAUAAAGUAGUAAAAUGUAAAUAAAGGUAAUAUCAGAUUGAAAAACAUAACUAGCAUACAACUAACAGGGUAUAUAGAUCAUUUUCAAACCGUCAUGGAACAUUCAUAAAACUUAAGAAAUCCCUCAAAAUUUGAUAUUAUGGCAGAACAAUUUUGCUGACCCAAGAUGCAAUAAAAUUAGAAAUCAACAGCAGUAGCUAAACAGCCAACUGUGAUGAGACAGGUUAAUUUAGAAAUUGGCUGGAUGGUUGCAAGUACAUUGUAGUUUCUGGGUCCUUUUGCGUAAGUAAAUCCAAGGCACACCCCAUUCUAUAAACAGCUGCUGACAGAAAUGCAAACAGUCCUUUCCAAGACUGCACACUGAAUGGGUGGAACAAGGAAAGACUUCCUGAGAAUCCAUAAGAAGUAUAUCCGAUUAGACCUUGUCAAUUGGGUGAACCACUGAGUUCUUCAUUAUGUCUGAUGGAGAUUAUGAUUACCUCAUCAAGUUUUUAGCUUUGGGAGACUCUGGAGUGGGGAAAACCAGUGUACUUUACCAGUACACAGAUGGCAAAUUUAACUCCAAAUUUAUCACAACAGUGGGCAUUGAUUUCAGGGAAAAGAGAGUGGUGUACAGAGCCAAUGGGCCAGAUGGAGCCAUUGGCAGAGGUCAGAGAAUCCACCUGCAAUUAUGGGACACAGCAGGGCAGGAGAGGUUUCGUAGCUUGACAACAGCAUUCUUCAGAGAUGCUAUGGGGUUUCUUCUGCUUUUUGAUCUGACAAAUGAGCAAAGUUUCCUCAAUGUCAGAAACUGGAUAAGCCAGCUACAAAUGCAUGCAUAUUGUGAAAACCCAGAUAUAGUGUUAUGUGGAAAUAAGAGUGAUCUAGAAGACCAGAGAGUAGUAAAAGAGGAAGAAGCAAGAGGACUUGCAGAGAAAUAUGGAAUCCCCUACUUUGAAACUAGUGCUGCCAACGGGACAAACAUAAACCAAGCAAUCGAGAUGCUCCUGGACCUGAUAAUGAAGCGAAUGGAACGGUGUGUAGACAAAUCCUGGAUUCCUGAAGGAGUGGUACGAUCCAAUGGUCACACCUCCACAGAUCACUUGAAUGAAGAAAAGGAGAAGGGGAUAUGUGGCUGCUGAAGAGUCCAGUGAGCUACACAAUAACUCAAGGGUCUGUGAUCUUCUCUGUGUGUAAUACAUGGCACAGAGAGAGAUGAACCGACGUGUACAAACUGCUUCUCACCGUCCCAAUUAGAGCUGUCAAUUAAAGCAUCUGGUUUCAAAAUUAAUUUGCUGCAGCUUUGUAAAUAUUUAAGAUUCGGCCUGAGAGUUGUGAGAAUGUUUCACAUUGCCAAAAGUGCCUUAUAAAACUUUAGCCCAUGACAGUAGAUCAGUCAAGAAUUGAGGAUUCUGUGGUUACAGAAGAGUGCAUUUAUUAAGUAGAAUGACUAAAGAUGCCAUCACCUGCCUUAAUAUAGAUCAGUCCAGAGUCCAACUCUUAAAAUCUUAGGUACAAUUAUAAAACAAUUAAUCCAAAUUUAAAAAACCAUACUUGUACUGUAGGUGACCUUGUAAAAUGCCAUCUAAACCACUUGAAUGUUAACUAAGAAUAUAUACAAAUGUCAGUUCAAUAUCUGUGAGUAUUUAUAUAAAUAUUAUCUUUAAAAUGAAUAUAGGAUAACUUAUGGUUAUGUCUAUAGACUCUGGAUAAACUGGAUUGACCAGUUAUACACUCGCUUUGACUCUUGGUAGGUAAGGAAUUGGGGGUGAGGUCAGGGGUGUCUUAAUAUAGCAUGAGCAACUGAAGUGGGGCUUCUAGCUCCCUGCUAUAUUCCCACUGCUCUGAAGGGUUGAUCGAAGGAUCAGGGAAUUAGAUUUUUAUGGCUUUAUUUCACUGUGACCUGUGCAUUUAUAUUUGGCUUAUGUGCUGGCCACAUUUGGACAUAGCUGGUGCUUAUGCUGAAGUUAUUUGUGAUAAGUAAACAUUUAGCUGCUUUUUCUUCAUAUUUAUAAUGUUGUUCUGGCAUCCUCAGACAGUAGUUUUAAUUAGCUUAUGAACUACUAAUCUUUUGUCUCACCAUCAUGCUUUAUGUCAUUGAUAUUUGCAAUUUGUUUUAUUUUUUACAUUGGUGGAAUUGAAGGAAUUAGUUUUUAAUUACAUAAAAUGUUUGUUUGCUAUUUGGUAGAUAAAAGAUGUUUGUAUUUAAGCAGUUAUACUAUAGCUGAAUAUAAGAAAAAUGAAGCCUUCUAUAGCCUGUAUUUUUUAUUGAGAUCACGGGCAUUUAUUGCACUUGCUGGGUCUUGCCAAGCUCAUGGAUUCCUCUGUAAUGCUUAACAGUCUUCAUAUCAAAUUCAAGGUAGUUUUAAAAUAUGCCUUAUGGCAGGUGUUUAUAAAGGUCAAUAGGGGAAAAUUCUUAUUUAUUAAAGUGGUUUAAAGAAAUUAGAUUAAAAGUUCCAAAGAGCUUAGUCGCUAUUUAGGAAGAAAUAUCACUCAUUGUAAUUUAAACAAAGAAUAAAAGUAAAUGUAUUUUGUGGUGGCAAAUGCUUGGAAGAACUGUAAUGAUAAAAAUACAGCAGUGAUGGAAAGUAAUUACUUUUAUAUGGUAAUUUUCAAAUAGUUUUUUAUUGAGUAUCCUGUUUUUUUGCCAGUUCCCUCCCACAACUCCUUUAAAACACCUAGCUGUGGUUACUAAGAUCUUACAUAUUUCUAGUCUUGAAAUGAAGACUUCUUUUAAAUACUGAAGAAGUCAUUGAGUCCUGUGCAUUUGAACUGUGUUAUUUCAGUGAGACGAAGAUUCAGACAUUACAAGGGCAGGGUCAUAAUCACAAGCAGUGCCUUUUAAAGUUGCCGUAAGACUUCAGUGAGGUGAAUUAUAAUUUUACUGCUACGUAUCAGGCAGCAUUUUAUAUAUAGUUAAAAAGAAGACAAUAUUUGUAUGUUUCACUUUUUCAAGAACCAAAUGAGCAAUUAGCUACAUAUCCCAUUGGCCUUAUCUAUAAUACACAAUUAAACAUAUACAUGAUAGAGUGCACAUGCAGGAACUAUCUUUAAUUAUUGAAAUAAAUAACCUGUAUUCUCUUGGGAAAUCACUUGUUUGAAUUUGCUAUUGAAGUAACAUAUUUUUUGCAUCAAUGUAUUUUUCUAUUUAUAAGAUUGUGUAAAAGUGAAGUGUAUCUUAAGUGAACUUUGUGCCAAUUAAGCUUAUAAUUAAAAAGUAGUCUAGUCAAGUUUGUGUGUGAAUAUAAUUUCAUUUCCUAUCACAGUAAAGUUUCAAAGAAGAAGUUAGAAUACUAGAGAAAACUAAAUUCAGGGAUACAAAUUUCAUUAGAUGUUUGAUGAGGAGCCAGCCAAGACAA
This is a messenger RNA of Panthera uncia (snow leopard), 5039 nucleotides long. It is a transcript of the gene RAB27A, whose product is annotated as RAB27A, member RAS oncogene family. The record is from RefSeq and is a predicted model, not a curated record. Bases 2157 to 2822 code for a protein of 221 amino acids. Gene Ontology annotation, biological process: melanosome transport; positive regulation of exocytosis. The transcript has 6 exons. Gene Ontology annotation, molecular function: GTP binding; GTPase activity. Lineage: Eukaryota; Metazoa; Chordata; Mammalia; Carnivora; Felidae. Gene Ontology annotation, cellular component: secretory granule; melanosome.